UCAGACUGGUCCCCUGCGCACUUCUUGGAUGGGAACCUAAAUCGGACAGAGAACCAGAUUACUGUACGCAUGCGCUGCAAAAUUGGAGACAAUCAGAAUGGCGGAAAAUAGCCCCGGAUAAUAUUUUCUCAAAAUUUGAAGAAAUUGCCGUAAUCUUAAAGGGUGAUAACAUGGCAUCUUCCUAUGACAAUUCCUCGGAGGAACAAACAGAACUACGCAGACUUCACCGUAAACUUAUCUCUGAAAUUAACGAUGAUUUAGAUCAAAACAGCAGAGAGUAUAAGAAUCUAAUUUACCAUAUCGAAGCUUAUGUGCCUCGAGGAUUAAUUGCCAAUAAAUCAAGUCUAGAUAUAUUUGAAACUUUAUGCACCAGAAAAAUCAUAACACCAGGAGAAAAUUAUGAAACAUUGAAAAAGAUAUGUCGAGACAGUGGAAAUGAUAUUUAUGUAGAUACAAUAGAAAAAUAUGAAAAGGAAAUGGAAAAAGUUCGAACUCAACAUAGAUAUACAGGUCCACAGGAAGCUGAGAAAAAACAUACAGAAUCAAAAAGAAAAUUUACUGCUCCUGAGACAGAACAAAAAGAGGAUAUAAAAAGACUCAAGAUAGAAGAUUCUCCUCAACAAAAACAGUUAGAAUAUGAAAAGGCUAAAUCAGGUUGUCGUACUCAAUUGAUAGAACAUUAUCGCAGUGACGUACUUAAAGUAUCAGCAAUACCUUUACAACCAGAUGAGGAAAAUUAUAAUUUCAGUGACGUUUAUAUUAGACCCACUAUAACAAGCAAGAUAGAAAAGAAUAGAGGGGAGUCUGAGGAAAAAGAAAUAAAGUCCAUGUCAGAGAUUUUCACAAAGAAUGGGGAUCCACAGAAAUUUAUUUAUGUUGUUGGAGAUGCAGGGUCUGGUAAGAGUAGUUUCUGUAAAUAUUUGAUCAACUGUUGGUGUAUGGCACACAGUGAUGGACACAAUGAAGAUGAUGAGUUUGAAGAAGUCAAGGAAAUGAAGAAAUUUGAUUUCAUGUUUUAUAUUUCUCUUAGACAUAACAUAAAUAUCCGAAGUAUCCAAGAAAUGCUUGAAAUGCGAUAUGAUAAGAUAAAAAAUUUAAGUAAACUUAUGGAAAAUGAUUCUGAAAAGAUAAUUAUUUUGCUUGAUGGUUUAGAUGAAUGGUCUUUUGACAGUGAGAUUAGAAAUGAGUUUCAGGCAGGCCUACCUGAACGUGACUUUACAAAGAAAUACACCAUUGUUACUACAUCACGGCCCUGGAAAAUUCACAGUUUGAGAGUAAGUAAUAGAGAGAUUCAUCAAUUAUUGAAAUUAAAAGGGUUUGAUGAAACACAUGAAAAAGAAAUGAUUAAGAAAACAAUAACAGCGUUGAACGAAUCAUUAGAUCCUAGUGAGUGUGAACAAAAGCUUAAGGUACGUUCUCUGGUUGGCCUGAAACAGGUACCAAUUAUGCUGCAGCAAUUGGUUUGUCUAUGGUGUGAUGGUAAACUCGAUAAAACCUCAAGGUGUGCUAUUUAUACUGGUAUGUUAGAACUUUAUUUCACCUGGAAUAUCAAUAAAACUUUAGGAAAUAAUGCAGAAUGUAUGGAAGGUUCUCAGAAUGUUGAACUCCCUCAGUAUUUAACAGAUGUAGAGAUAUGUAGAUUAAAUAGUCAUCUUUUAUAUGAUGUGUCGCACUUGGCUUAUGAGACAUUGUUCAAUUAUUCAAAGGAUAAGUCCUUAACAUUUGACAAAUCUGUGUUUGAUGAUUUGAAAAUAUCACAAGAUGUGCAACAAACAUGUCUGAAACUGGGGAUUUUGACAGAAGAUAAAUGUCCUUCUUUUUCUGUAUCCAAACCUAAAAGCUCAUUGUUCUCUUUCAUUCACAAAUCAAUGCAAGAAUUUCUGGCUGCAGUGAAUAUUGGUAUAAAUUUCAAUGCAAAAAUGUGUUCAUCAGAUAGUACAGGAAAUGUUGAAUUAGUCAAAAAGUUUAUUUGUGAGGUUUUUCGGAAUUGUUCAACAGUAAAUGACAUAUUAGAGCAGUCAAAUGUUAUCAUUAUGCUAUCUGGUCUUGAACCUAGAUUAGCAACUCAUGUUUCAAAAUACAUAUAUGAUACUUUGUUAAAAGACUCUCGUGUUCAGGAAUACAGGAGAACAAUAAGUAACAUUUUUUAUAGCGAUCAUUAUUGUAUAACUGAUAUUCAAAAGCUUAUGUUUGAUUCAAUGGAAGAAUUAAAUGCAGCAUGUAGUAUAGGAAGUAAUCCUGUAUUUUAUAUAGGAGAUUUGUUCAUUGAUGAUGAUUGUGAUAUUGUUUGUUCAGGUAUUGAUCAGCAUCAAAUUGUUCCUGACUCUGUUCUGUCUAUUCAUGUAGAUUACAUCAACACACAAAAUGUUAAAUUUACAAAAUAUUUACCAAUGUUUCAUCAUCUUGAAAAAAUUGAAAUAGAAUAUGAAUAUGAAUCUAAACCACUAUUUAGGUUAUCAAAUACACAAAAUGAUAGUACACAUAGUAAUGAACAGAUGAUUGAUGAGAUGAACAAUUGUGUUUGUGAGACAAUUAAAGUAAAUACUUCAACAUUAAAAUCUCUGUCUCUUCAUGUCUCUUACUCUGACAAGUAUUACCCAGUGUGUAAAACAGUUGUUAGUUACCUACCUAGUAUGAUCAAUCUUGUAGCAAUAAGUAUGAGACAUAUAACAUUGAGUCAUGAUGAUACUACUACAUUUUAUAAUUUUCUUGAGGGAACCAGUCAUCUUGAACAAAUACAUCUUGAUAGUGUUAAAUGUGGGUGUAUGAAGCAGCAUGAUGUAAAUUUAUCAAAACAUCAACAACUUCAGUACCUUUAUUUGAGACAUACUGUAAGUGUGAUAGAUGCUGGUACUACAAACCUUGAAAUAUUUACAUUUGGUAAAUUGAAAAAUAGUAAUUAUGAGAAAAUAUUUGAUAUUAUUAGAAAAUCUUACAAAUUAAAAGAACUUGAAUUGUAUGGAGAUUAUAACAAUAAAUCUCAAUUAUAUCAUACCAACAUAACAAAGAGACUUGUCACAGUAUUACCAUUGUUACACAAUCUCAGUAAGCUUGAGUUAUGGUGGUGUAGGUUAACUGACAAUAUAAUACAGUUACCUUUAGAGAUGAAGAGUUUAAAGUACAUUAAGCUUAAUUUUGUCACAAUGAGUUUGACAACAUGGCAGAAGUUUGUUGAUAGUCUUCCUGGUACUCCUCAUACUGUAGAUGUGAAUGUAUUGAACUAUGAUAUAACAGGAGAUGGUGAGGAGUUUAAUGAUGAUAGGUUUACAUUGGUAUCACAAGUACGUAGAGGAGGGAAGAGAAAUGAUGCUAUACAGUAUGUAAAGGAUAAGGAUCAGUUUUUUCAUGUUAAACGUGAUGAUGAUCGUGUGUUUGUAUUUUCAACAAAAAAGUGAUAAAGUAUCCAUUUCGUUACAUAGUGUUUGAACUAUUUUUUUUUGAGAAUGGUAUAUAUCAAUAAAAGUUAUAUGAUAUAUAGAAAAAGUGAAUGGUAUAUAUAAAUACCAAAUAUGAUAUGUAGGACAAAUGACUGGUUUAUGUAAAUACUGGUUAUAUGAUAUAUAGAAAAAGAGAAUGGUAUUUAUAAAUACAGAAUAUGAUAUUAAGGACAAAUGAUUGGUAUAUGUAUAUACCAGUUAUAUGAUAUAUAGGACAAGGGAAUACCAGUUGUUAUAUAGGACAAAGAAUUGUAUAAUAAAUACCAGUUAUAUGUUAUAUAGGACAAGGGAAUAGUAUAUAUUAUUACCAGUUAUAUGAUAUAUAGUGUUAUGUGAUGAAGAAGAAUAGUAAUUUUAUAUGUGUCAGUGAAUACUUGUUAGAUGUGAGAACAAGUAAAUGGUAUACAUAAUUGUUGUCAUUGAGAUGAGGACAAUUUACAUGUUAUGUUUUAGAGAUUCCUUCUUGGAUUGUUUUAAAUUGUAGAGAUUGUAAAAAAGUGAGAAAUGUUAUAAUUAUGCAAAACGAUUUAUGUGUACAAGUUAAUACUGUUAUAAGUAUUACUCAAAUUGUAUAGUUAAAGAGUCUCCACUGAGGAUUUUAUUAUAUUAAUUGUUUGACAUGAUAGGAUGUCUAAUGGGAGUUAUGUUGUUUAGGUUUCAUACUAUUUUAAGAAGAUAUAUUACUUUUCAUGUAAAAAAUUUGUAUGCAAAAUUUUGGAUUAUUUGCUCACUUUGUUUUUCCAAAAUACUAGUAAUCAUUUUAGCUCGGCUAUUAAAUGAAUAGCUAAUGCUAUAAUAGUACUUACCGCAUUGGUGUCAAACUAAGGAUACUUUUAUUUCCAUUUUUGAAGUUAGAUCAUUCUGCAUUAUCCAUCACUGUGGAUAGUCAAGCACACUGUCCUGUCGAUAGUGUUUAAAUGUUUAUAGCUAAAGUCCGUCUGAAAAUUACACUUCAUUUAUAUUGAUUUUCAGUUUUAUUCCGAGUAUAUUUCUUAAGUAUCAUUUUUUUUCUGAAUUGAAUACCCCGAUUGAUCAGUUUUGGAUUUUAUAUUCUUUUUUUGUUUGGCUUUUGGAACUCAGUGGAGCUCCUUUAAGUAAACUUUUUGCUGUUUAUGUAAGAAUGAUAAAUUUAAACACAAGUCAAGUAUAGAUAUGCCUUGCAGUAAAUUUAGAUGUACUUGUAUAUCCUGUAACUACAUAGACAGUAUAACAUAAUUUUUAAUCAAAACAAGUUAUACACAAUAAAUGUAAAUAUGAUUUCAUUAUACCUUCAUACAUAUCCUCAAAAGAAAUGAACAAUUGAGGUAAAAUAUACAUGGCUCUCAGGCGCAAGUGCUUAUUGACUCUUAAACUUAAUUUUUUGUCAUCUCGGUUACAUCUAGGGGAUAUAUACCAAUUCCCAGGUCCACUUUGGUAAUAUAUACCAGUUCUAAGCUGCCCCUCGGAUAUGUAUACCAGUUCUGAGGAUAUAAACCAGUCCUCAUUAAAUGUCAGUUCUGUGAGUUGCCCCUCAGGGAUAUAACAAGUCUCAGCUAUACCUGAGGGAUAUAUACCAGCUUUCAUAUGUCAGUAUGCUCUUUCACACAGACAGCCAUGUUUUAUAAGUUUAUAUACUAUCAGAUGUUUAUGUUCAUAUAUUUAUGUAACAGUUGAAUUAGAACUUUUUAACUAAACAAUUUGUCAUAUUUUAGUACCAAGACAUUGUAACAUCAAUACAUGUAGGCAUACAUAAGUUAUAUUUCUGCUGAUGUUAACAUAAUUAUGAUAUGUUAGUUUACAUGUAUUGUAAAACAUAUGUUACAUGAAAUUACUAAAAAGAUAUGUUGUAAUAUACUGUCUUAAAAUGCAUCCUGGGUAAUUAAAGCAUACUGGUUAUGAAUACACUUCAUUUGUGAUGAAUGUAGUUCAGUAAAAUCUGUAUGUAUGGGUUCGGACGAUGCUAAAAUGAAGUUUUAUGCUUUCAAACAGUAAUGAUAUAACUAUAUUUUAUUAACGGUAUGUUAGUCUUUAUGCUUGCUGAUGUUAGUAUAUACAAAAAUUAAGAUAUGUUAUAUAUAAACAUAUCUUACAAAUGUCUGUUUGUUAGAUGAAAUUCUGAUUGAAUGUAUAUAGUACAUAUGUAAACAUAUUAGUACAUGUAAAUAAAUGUUUAUGGGAUAAUUACAAGCUAUUGCAAUCCUUUUAUGAAGAUAAGAUUAUAUUAUUUUAUAACAAGUAAUGUUAUGUGACAUACAUACAUUUUAAACAGUUCAACCUGUAGGCCCAUUAAGACUGAAAAAAAUGCAAUCACUUUUAUUUUUAAAAACUUUCAUUUUUUGUUCAAAAAGUUUCUUAUUGGCAAUAUAUCUAAGCCAUCUUGUUUUUGUUUUUUUGCAUUUUGGCAACUUUGAGUACAGUUAUGAUGAAUAAGUAUUUUAUAUGGAUGUGAAAUAACCAUUUUGUUUACAUUUUGCGACACUAAUCAUAUUUUCUUUUCAAACUCAUUUUUGUCAGGGGAUAAGAAUAUCACAUGUUGUAAAUCUAUUAUUACAACAUAACCAAACACAUAUUCGCCCUUUUUACAAAAAUAAAUAUCUAUACAUUUCUUACUCGUAAUGUGCCUUUAAACUUUAAAUAUAUAUGGAGUAAAUUCAUCUAGUAUAUAAAUAAACAUAUAAUUACAUGCAAUUGUUUAAUUACUAGGUAUAUGGAUGUUUUUGUUUAUUUUACAUUUAGGUAUGUUAUGUCUUAUUAACAUAUGCAUCAAACAUGUUUGUUUGUGAUUUGGAAUAUAGAUUAUAUCAUUCAAGUACAUCUGUAUACCUUUAUGCACAUGUAUACAAAUAGUCCAUAUUUAUACUUAAGUUAAGUUAAGAUAAGUUUAAUGUGGAAUAUGUCAAUUGUACAUACUUAUAUAUUUUACAUGAACAAUUAACUUGAAAUGUACAUUGAAAAGUAUCUAGAUAAGUAGAAAUAAUUCUGUUUGAAUAAAUAUAAACUUGUCUGAGAGCACUUAUCAAUUUGAAAUAUGCACAAUUUUAUUCUCUUUAUUUAUCAGAACUUUGUUUGUUUAUUAGAAUAAGUUGGUUAAAUUGAAGAAUAUGAAGUAAAUAAAUGAUAAAAACUGUUUAAUUUGUCAUAAGCAAGAUGAUGAAAACUAGCAAAUUAAACAGUUCUAUUCGGUAUUACAUGUAUAUUAAUUAUAACUUUGUUAAAGUGUGUCUUGAUUUGUAAUUCUAUUAAUUGAUAAUUGAUAAAGUUAUGGAGAACUAUAUGGGAUUUAAAUUAUAGCAAUACACACUUCCUUUCAGCCAUUGAUUGACUAAAGAUUAUUUUUUGUAUCAUGUACAACAAUAAAUAUAGGUAUGUUUUAACUUGUAGACUUUUAAAUUUCCUCACUGUAUUUAGAAUGAAUAGAUACAACAAAAAAUAACAACAUACUGUUCUAUUAGUGCAAAUAUAGUAUGAAUGUAAAUUGUUUUUGAUUAAUUAAAAAAAGCUUAAUAUGUUUUUUUAAAUGGUGGCAUAUGCAUAUCAGGUUAGAGAAAUGUUAACAAUAUACAACUAUUAGAUUUUGUCACAUAAACUUUAUAGAGCACUGGGAUAUGUUUUUAAUGUAAUACAAUGUACUUUUAAAUUAGUAAAAUGUAUUUGUUUGCUUGUUUUGAUAGCAUGAAUGUGUGACUGUUCGUAAUAAAAAAUAUACAGAA
Messenger RNA from Ruditapes philippinarum (Manila clam), 7126 nucleotides. RefSeq lists its product as uncharacterized. The coding region runs from base 171 to 3395 and encodes 1074 amino acids. Lineage: Eukaryota; Metazoa; Mollusca; Bivalvia; Venerida; Veneridae. The transcript is spliced from 5 exons. Gene Ontology annotation, molecular function: protein binding. The record is from RefSeq and is a predicted model, not a curated record. Gene Ontology annotation, biological process: regulation of apoptotic process.